Molecule: messenger RNA, 2739 nt
Organism: Petromyzon marinus (sea lamprey)
Lineage: Eukaryota; Metazoa; Chordata; Hyperoartia; Petromyzontiformes; Petromyzontidae
Source: RefSeq, a predicted model, not a curated record
CCAGCAGCAGCACCACCAUCAUCAUCAUCAGCAGCACCACCAUCAUCAUCAGCAGCAGCACCAUCAUCAUCAGCAGCACCAGCACCACCACCACCACCGCCGGCUGACCAUGGGUGUGUGUGGACCUCACCUCGCCCCGCUGGACGCCCGCGAUGCUGACGGCGGCGAAGACGACGAAGACGACGACGAUGGCGGUGGUGGUGGUGGUGGUGGUGGGCACGGCGGGGGCAGGAGCGGUGGUGGUGGUGGUGGCCACGGUGGAGACAGCAGAGGCGGUGACAUCCUCCGUCCGCACGGACCCCACAGCGCUGCUCACCGCAAGCGACGAGGAGGAGACUACGACGAUGCCUCCUCCUCCUCCUCCUCGUCGUGGAGGAGGAGGAGGAGGUUGGAGCAGGAUGAGGAUGAGGAGGAUGAGGAUGAGGAGGCGUGUGCCACGUGGGGGUGGGUGGUGGUCUUCUCCUCCUUCUGGAUCCACGUCCUCACGCUCGGCUUCCAGAUGGCCGUGGGAGUCCUCAACGUGGCCUGGCUCCAGGAGUUCGGGGCCAGCAGAGGAACGACCGCCUGGGUUGGCUCCCUGUCCAUGGGCGUCACGCUGGUGGUGGGCCCUCUGGCUGGUCACCUCGUGGACCGCUAUGGCUGUCGCCCCGUGGCCUUAGUGGGCGGGGUCAUCACGGCCGCCUCCUGGGGCCUCAGCGCCUUCGCUCAGAGCAUCCACUUCCUGUUGCUGUCCUUCGGCAUUCUGGGAGGUAUCGGCAUGGGCCUCUCCUACCUGCCCGCCGUGGUGGCUGUUGGGCAGUACUUCCAGCGUCGCCGGCGGGCGCUGGCGCAGGGGCUGAGCACGACGGGCACCGGCGCCGGCACCUUCCUCGCCAACGUGGCCCUGCAGGCGCUGGGCGCCGCCUACGGCUGGCGCGGCGCCAUGCUCGUCAGCUCCGGCAUCAGCCUCAACCUCUGCGCUUGCGCCGCGCUCUUGCGCCCGCUGCCCGCCGGCACCGGCGGCGGCGCCGGCGCCGGUGCCGGUAAGGAGGGGUGGUGGUACGACACGGAGGAGGAGGGGGAGGAGUUGGGAGGGAGGUUUCGCUCCGCCCGCAUCGUCUACAGCGGGGAAGUUUUUGGCGGCGGCGGCGGCGGCGACGGCGGUUCGGCCGUCGGACUCGGCACGGAGUUCGUGGCCCGGUGCGGUGACAAUUCCGGCGGCCCGGACAAACCUCACGACGGCCACGGCGAGCGUGGUGACAGCCACGGCGACCGUGGCAACGGUGGCCGCCUCCCGGCACCGCUAUCCAACGCCGACGACGGCGACAGUCGCCGGCAGCAUCGCCCGGCGCCGCCGGAUCCAUCGGCCGUCCCCCUCCUCCCCCUCCUCCCCUACCCCUCGUCGGCCGUCCGUGGUGCCGAGCCACCGGCACCGGAGGCGGAGAGCCGGCGGAGGACGAGCAGGGUGCGGCGGCAGGGCCCCGUGCCGGCAUCACCACCGGCAUCGCCGCCACCGGCAUCACCACCACCAGCAGCGCCACCGUCGCCACCACCACUGCGGGCACUGGCAUCGCCGGCAUCGCCACCACCGGUAUCACCACCAGCAGCAGCACCACCACCACCGGUAUCACCACCAGCAGCAGCACCACCACCACCGGUAUCACCACCACCACCGGUAUCACCACCACCGGUAUCACCAGCAGCGCCACCGUCGCCACCACCACUGCGGGCACCGGCAUCGCUACGGUCGCCACGGUCGCCACCUCCAUCGCCGCCGCCGCCGCCACCACGGGAAGGCACCGGCGGCGUCACCGGCGUCACCGGCGUCACCGGCGUCACCGGCGCCACCGGCGUCACCGGCGUCACCGGCGUCACCGGCGGCGUGUUUGCGAACCGCUUCUUUGUCGCGUUCCUGCUGUGGGCGCUGUGCACCUACUGCAGCUUCGUGGUUCCCUUCGUCCACCUGCCCGAGAUGGUGGCGCUGGCCGGCUACGGCGCCCAGAACGAGCGCUUUGCCCUCACCUCCAUCAUCGGCGUGCUGCACAUGCUGGGCAAGGUGUCGCUGGGCGCUCUGAGCGACGUCCCCCACGUGGACACGUGGGGCCUCUUUGUGGCCACCAACGCGGCCCUGGGGCUCGCCAUCGGCCUGUUCCCCGUGGCGGCGCUGGGCGGCUACACCGGCAUGGCGUGCGCGUGCGCCGCCAUCGGCUUCGCCAGCGGCUACUUCUCGCUGCUGGCGUGCGUCACCGGAGACCUGGUGGGGACGCCUCGCCUGGCGCGAGCCUUCGGCCUGGUGCUGUUCGCGGAUGGAGUCUCGGCCACGCUGGGCCCGCCGCUGGCCGGCUGGCUGUACGACGCCACGCACAGCUACAGCUACCCCUUCUACGUGUGCGGCCUCCUCUACAUGGUCGGCACGGCGCUGCUUCUCACGAGGCCCUGCCUGGAGGCCCCGCCGGGCGCCGCAGGGGAGCUGCCGGAUCACCGCCGCCGUCACCGCCACCGUGGCGGUGGUGGCGGUGGCGGUGGUGGCGGUGGCGGUGGUGAUGGUGGCGGUGGUGGUGAUCGCCAGCGACGGGAUGCACGCUCAUCACGGCGCCCGUCCGUGGCCGUGUGAAGGUCGGAUUAGGGGUGUAGGGUUACUGGUAGUGGCUAGUGAAGGAGUUGGUUAGUGGCUAGUGAAGGAGUUGGUUAGUGGCUAGUGAAGGAGUUGGUUAGUGGCUAGUGAAGGAGUUGGUUAGUGGCUAGUGAAGGAGUUGAAGG